CCAAACUUGUUUUGGUCGAGUAGGCUGGCACUCUGGCGCCUUUUUGCAAAAAAUCUAUAAAAAACACAUCAAUUUAUAAUUAAAAAUGUGUGUAAUGUGAUACAGAAUAAUGGCUAUACCUUGUGAAAUGUUGCUGCAUCCGGAGCUAUUAACAAAUGAGCAGUUAAUGCAGAUUAUUCAAGAGCGACAUUUACGUAUUCCUCACUUACACAGGAUGGCGAGAGAUGAGCUAUUAGACUUGUUUCAUCAGUUCUGUCUGCCGUACGGGCAGAGAAAGUACAGAGAUUCUGGGAGAGGGAAAGUUCUAAACAAAGUCCGGCCUUCGAGUCCUGAGCCGGUUGUGAAGCUGAACACGUUCAACUAUAACAGCGUGAGCAAGAAGUCCAUACACUCGCCUUGUGAAAGACUAAAGCCACCGCCGGAUCUGUUGUCAUGUCAUAUGAAGAGAAUAAAACUAGACAAUCAGGCACAAAUUAAUAAGAAUCCAAGUUUCAACAUAAAUGUAAAUAAGAGGAAGAUGUCUGUUGAUGCUGUAUCUCCAGUUAUGGACAGUCCACCUCCCAAGAAGGACAGAAAACUUAUAACUUGGCCAUAAAAAUAAUGGAAUCCUAGGAACUGUUAUUUAGCUAACUCCAGUCUCCCUCUAGCACUGGAUUCUUGGUCAUUUAAAUUUUUUUUAUUCACUCAAAGUUAGCCCUUGAUCUCACUUGGUGGUAAGUGGUAAUAGCAGGUUAACUUAAAAAGGGGUAUGGUUUUUAUUAAACCCAUACCCCUUAUCAGCUUCUAUGCACUGCUUUGCUGGUAGGGUGGUAACUAGCUACGGUUGUAGACUCCAACCACACUGGAUCAGAGAUAAUUUAGAAAUUAUGAAUUCCCAAAUUGCCCCUGUCAAGAAUCGAACCUGGGACCUCCCUCUUAUACGAACAGAGUGCUCACCACUGUGCCAGGGAGGUUGUCAAAAAGUUCUACCAAUGCUUAUGAUUUUAUUGCACUCCAAAAAUGUCUUUUGAGCAAAUAGUGGAUAAGUGUUUGUAACAGAAUCCAACUUAUAAAGAAAGUGAUUGUUUGUUGGUUUGUUCUUGGAUCGCGAUGCAACACAGUAAUGGAUCAUUGUGGUUUUUAAACUACUUUUUAUCUUGGAAAAUCAAAGAUGUUUAAAAAAAAAGUAACUCCAUGUAGACUGAUGGCGGGCAUCAUCUAGUUUUAAUUAUAUAGUUAGUCAAAAUGUUUUUUGCUUUCUUUAGUACUGUCAAUUGCUUUCUGUAAUACUGUGACAGUAUAGCACCGAUUUUAGUGACACUCAAACUUAUAGUUAAUUUGAAAGCACAUCUAUCUCUAUGCACAUACCUCUUUAGCUUUCAAAGUAAAGUCAAUGCAAAUAUAUUUUGUGAUGAAAUGACUUUAAAUCAAGGUUCUUUAAAUCCAUUUUACUCUGAAUUAUUGUGUCUGACGCUGGAAUUCUAUUAUCAUUUGGUGAGAUGUUAACUCAUACUAACCAAGUACUAACUCUAAACAAAUGAUUGCAAUCAUUUGCAAUUUGACACUGUAAAAGUGUAAACUGUCAAAUUUUGGCACUUGUCAUAGUGCUUGGCAUAUAGAAGUGAUUGCGAUUAUCACAUUAGUUGCUAUCAAAGUACUGUGCUAGGGUAUUGUAAAUAUGUAUGCAUGGUUUUAUGUCAUGACUUGAAUCAGUUUUUAAUCCAUAAUAUUGUAAAUGUCUAAGUUUGUCUUCACAGCCCAUCUGUUUAACCGACUUUGCCUCUUAGUACAGACAUAGCUUGCAUCCUCGGGAUGAGCAUAGGCUACUUUUUACACCGGAAAAGAGUUCUCAAAUCCCACAGGAUUUUAAAAACCUAAAUUCACACGGACAGAAUCGCAGGCAUCAUCUAGUUUACAAUAAUUAUAUAUUUUCAAUCAUCUGAUGUAUGAAUGUCAUUAUACAAUGUUGUUAUUAAAAAUUGCUUGUACUUUUUUGUUAACUUAUUAUGUAUUCAAAAGAAAGCUGUUAUUUUUAUUAUCAGUUUUGAAUUUUAAAGUAACUACCUACUGUCUCAAUGUUAAUAAUAUUAGAUGUAAUUUUUUUGUACUAAAAAUCGAAAUUUUAGUUAAUUAUUACAUAAUAAUAAAAUAUUGUAUCCAAGAUCAUAAUAAAAUAAGUAAUAUAAGUAUAUUUGGAAUACAAUGUGGUAUAUUUGUA
This is a messenger RNA of Maniola jurtina (meadow brown), 2197 nucleotides long. RefSeq names its product ashwin-like. The record is from RefSeq and is a predicted model, not a curated record. Gene Ontology annotation, biological process: embryonic morphogenesis. The transcript is spliced from 3 exons. NCBI's taxonomy places the organism in Eukaryota, Metazoa, Arthropoda, Insecta, Lepidoptera, Nymphalidae. Gene Ontology annotation, cellular component: tRNA-splicing ligase complex. Bases 110 to 595 code for a protein of 161 amino acids.